Molecule: messenger RNA, 4322 nt
Organism: Cuscuta epithymum
Lineage: Eukaryota; Viridiplantae; Streptophyta; Magnoliopsida; Solanales; Convolvulaceae
Source: the annotation of a GenBank genome assembly
AAUAACUGAGGCAGGGAUGCAGAACAUGGAGACUCAAUUGGGGCAGAUCUCAAGGGCUUUAUCUGAGAGGCCUCUGGGAUCCCUCCCUAGCAAUACCGAGCCAAACCCAAGAGAACAUGUUCAUGCAGUCACCUUAAGGAGUGGAAAAGAAGUAGAACCUGCUGCCACAACAAAGAAGUCCGAGGAAGUUAAAGAUGUACCUGCUGCCCGGGAGGAAGAAAAGGAGAAGGAAGAGGAGAGAGAGGUGGCAAUUGCACCAAAACAGCCCGUUCCCAUAAAAAAUUACACCCCUCCUCUCCCCUAUCCGGCGCGAUUGACUAAGAAGAAUGAUAGUGACCAGUUUGGUCAUUUUCUGAAACUCAUGAAACAAGUCCAGCUCAACAUUCCAUUCGUGGAUGCACUAGCACAGAUGCCGAAGUACGCCAAGUUCAUGAAGGAUUUACUCACUAACAAAAGGAAGUUGGAGGACGCGUCAACGGUAAGGCUUAACGUGGACUGCUCAGCUGUGAUUAGGAGGGAUUUACCAGAGAAGCUUAAGGAUCCAGGUUCUUUUACUAUACCCUGUUUAAUAGGAGAUCUUACUUUUGAUAGGGCCUUAGCUGAUUUGGGUGCAAGCAUUAAUUUGAUGCCAUAUUCUUUGUGUGAGAAGCUUGCACUCGGUCCACUUAAACCAACGCGUAUGUGUAUUCAGUUGGCUGACCGUUCAGUCAAAUAUCCUAAAGGUAUUAUUGAAGACGUGUUGGUUAAAGUGGACAAGUUUAUUAUUCCUGUAGACUUCGUUAUUUUGGACAUGAAUCGGGAUCGUGAGGUACCUUUAAUUUUGGGCAGACCAUUCUUGGCAAAUGCCUGAGCGCUUAUUGAUGUUGGAGACGGUAAGCUAGUCCUCCGUGUUGGGGAUGAGACUGCCACCUUUGAUAUGUCCAAAAUAAUGAAGAGACCCUGUCAGGACAGUGGAGAAUGUUUUUAUGUGGAUGAUAUUGAUUCUUUGGUGGAGGAUUGCACACCUAACAUGCUUUCCAAGGAAGUCCUGUUUGAUAUUUUGUUGGAAGAGAGUAUAUCAGCAGAGGAUCUUGAGCCCCUCCCUAGCUUUGAUUGUCUUAUGAUAAGUGGAGGGGAGGAUUCAAGUGAUGCUAGUUCUGAGCAAGAGACGAGAGGUAAUUUAAAUGAGGGUAAUUUUAUUCAUGACAGACUUAACCUCCCUGUUAGUUUUGCAUCCGGGCAUGAGCCAUCCCAAAAUACAGCACAUUUUCAAUAUCUUAGUGAACAAAAGGAAGCUCCAGCCCGGAAAAUUUCUGACAUGAAAGGGAGUGAUUCAUUCUUAGACCCAUUCUUUGCUAAGGGGCCUGAUAAAGGCCUAGACUCAUUAUUUUGAUGUACAGGAAACCCUGAGAUGUGCAAUUGUUUUCAUGAAUUUAAGGUCUUACGCCAUCUCAGGGCAUUUGUUGAUAGGAGGUUUGAUUUGUGGAAGACCAAUUUUCUGAGUGGGAGUGUCUUUGAUUGAGUUUUUGAUGAGGUGGUUGCGUCGGGCACACGACGUUAAAAAUAGCGCUUCUCGGGAGGCAACCCGAGCUUAUUUCUACUUUUGUUUUUUCUUUGUUUGUUGUUUGGUUGUUUUGCUUUGUGUUUUUGUUGCAGCUCAGGGUCUUGUUAUUUGGGUGAUGUGCCAAGGAUUACAUUAACUCAGUUUAGUUCUGCACCGACCAGCGCCAUAGGGAAGUUUCUUUCACUCUUUUACUCACUUGUUGUAAUAAUGACUUGAGUUAUGUUGAACACAUGUGACCCUUUCCUCUUUACCCCUUGUGCAUAGUGCAUUUUUGGUCAUCGAGGGCGAUGCCAAAGUUUAAGUGUGGGGGAGUGAAUUGGGCAUUCGGGCAGUAGUUGUUACAUGUGAUUUGCUAGAGUUAGCAUGCGCAGGUGUUAGUUGUAUAUUCAUAGGAAAUUCAUGCAAAGUUUUUGAAAAUUUUUCUUUAAACUGUGUCUUUGUGAGCUACCUAGCGUUUUGACUAUGCUUUUAAAACAUCUUUGAAGUGUUUAGGCUUAAAUUGCUUGCACUAUAAUCUAGUUGUUGAAAGGAUGAAGGCAUUAGUCACCCAUUGAAUUUUCCAUUAAUCAUCCACCCCACCUAAAAAAAAAAUCCUUUAGGAGAAGCCAUUUUGAGCCUGACCGUUUAUUGUUACCCAAUUAAUUGAGCUCCAUAGCCAAAUGGCCUUUUUCUUUGCCCGUGAAUAUUUCUGACUUAGUCUUGAUGUUUAGGAAAUUAAGGGAUUAAUUUGUUAAGUUUAGGGAAUUUGUGUAGGAGCCAUUUUUGGCACUGUUCCUAUGCCCCAAAUGGGGUAAGAGCAGUCACUUUUUAGGAAUUUGAUACUUUCGAGGAUUGCAUUGUAGGCAUGGAUUCACUUUGAAAUUAAUGAACUUAAAUUGCUAUUUUUCCUUGGUGAGGCCGAGAUUAGAAUAGGGUAAUGUCUAGUGAGAAUCCGAAAGGUGAAAAAUUAAUAUAGCUAGACCUCUUACUUUUCGAAAAAGAGAAUGGGAGCCCCGGUCAAAAAGCGCAAGAUAAGACUUGGGUAUCUUUCGAAAGAAACGGCGUUCUCGUGCCAACAUGACAAGGAAAACUAAACUUAAUCAAUGAACUUGGAGGCUAUUGAAACAUUAGCUUUAGUCCUCCGUGUACUUCAAGUAUACGUCAAAGCACAAAAGUGCCGAGACGGUUUAGCUUAGUUGUACACCAUGUCUACUCUUUGCAUAGGUUUAAAUGAUUGUUCCUAAAUUGUGGCCUACUGAAUUUCUUGUUCCUAAGAAUAACCCUGAAGUUUCUAAAUACAUUAAGUCUUUGUUAGAAUAUUCCUAUCUCUCAAAAUAAAGGGACUAUUAUCAUUAACCAUUCACCAUAACAUUUACAAGUCCUUCUGAUCAGUAGCUAGUUUAUUUGUGUAUGCUAUCAUUACUUUGAGGAUGUUGUGAAUAAUUGUGUCAAAUAGUUUAGCUUGAGUACAAAGGUGUAGUUUAGGGAAGAAUUUUCUUGAUUUAGAUUGUCUGCCCUGUGAAUAUCCCUUUAACUACGUGUGCAUGCUAACUGUUUUAAAUUCUGUGUGGUGAUUAUCGUAAGUCCCGUUGUUCGAUUUGCUUGAGGACAAGCAAAAGCUUAAGUGUGGGGGAGUCUGAUAAGUCCGUAUUUAGACACGCAUUUGAUGCGUGUUCGGGUUGGAUUUUGAUGAUUUUCCUAACUUUAAGGCGAUGCAAGUCUCAAUUUUGGCUCAAGUUGUGUUUAGCAGGCGUUGGAUCGAGUUUCAUUGCAUUUGGAGUUGAUUUGAAGAAGUUAGAGUCCGGCAAUCGGCGCUUGAGAGGCAUUCGGGGAGGAUUUGAAGGCAUUCGAGAAAGAUUUGGAAGAUUUGGAGGCCACCGGGAGAUUCGUGACGAAAUUCUGGUAAAGAAAGAGCAUUUGGAUCGACCUCGUAGGCAUCCGGGAGCAUUCAGAGCAAGAAAACGAAGGAAAAGUGAAGAAUAGGGUCAGGCACGCCGUGCCUAGCAGCUAGGCACGCCGUGCCUGAAGCGUAAAUUAUCCUGGGAGCUACUGGAGGCCAGGCACGCUGUGCCUGGCAUAUUUCGAAGAAAUUGGCUACUGGAAGCCAGGCACGGUCGUGCCUGGCAGCUAGGCACGCCGUGCCUGGACGCGAAAAAACGGAUUCCUUCCGUAGGCACGGUCGCAGGCACGGUCGUGCCUGGCACCGUGCCUGGCCGCGAUUUGUCCUAAUUCGACCCGAAUUCGUUGUUUUCUAUAAAUAAGGCCUUCAUACCCACUUUUGGCGGUUACGAACAUUACGGAGAGGCCUAGGGACGAAUUUAACACCGUUUUUACGCUAUUUUCUUCCAAGACCCUGGGAUUAUUUGUAAGUUCAUCUUUUUAAUUAAUGACAAUUAUUUCUAUUCAUCCCAAUUCUGUUGAUUCUUCAAUUAUGAAUUGUGAGUAGUUUAAUUAGAAAUUUGGGGUUGAUGAAGGGGUUAAUCAUGAUUGAUGGCUAGAUUCCUGUCGGUUUAAUUGCAUGAAUGCCGUUUAAUUUGUGUUUGAAUAAUUUAAUUGAUAUCUCUUGUAACCUAGACUGCAGCUAGAAUUACAAUUGUAUGUAGAAUGAAUUAAGAGAGAUCUAAUUUGUUGUAGGACACAUUCACACACUUAAUCGUUCGCUAAGAGAUUAGUAGCGAUUAAGGGGCCGUAAGCUCGCUCGUCUUGGCAAUAAUUUAGGAUCAUGUCGCAUGAGAGAUCAGUCUGGUCCCCUAAAUUAUUGUACUCUACGCCGCGAGAGCGGUAAGAACUUAGUAAUGAU